Scedosporium apiospermum is the source of this 1044-nucleotide messenger RNA. RefSeq lists its product as uncharacterized. NCBI's taxonomy places the organism in Eukaryota, Fungi, Ascomycota, Sordariomycetes, Microascales, Microascaceae. Gene Ontology annotation, cellular component: vacuolar proton-transporting V-type ATPase, V1 domain. Bases 1 to 1044 code for a protein of 347 amino acids. Gene Ontology annotation, biological process: proton transmembrane transport. The transcript is spliced from 4 exons. The record is from RefSeq and is a predicted model, not a curated record. Gene Ontology annotation, molecular function: proton-transporting ATPase activity, rotational mechanism.
AUGGCGAUUAAAUACAGUCUCCUCUCCUUGCCCCUCGAAGCGUUCGACUCCUCGGACAGGGACGAUGCCUUGGCCACAUUGCGAUCAAUCGUUUCUGACCUCGGUACCGUUAUCCCAUAUCGCAUCCCUAGCUUUAAGAUCGGCACACUGGACGCGUUAGUGCAACAAGCCGACGACCUGGCAAAAAUGGAUUCUACCUGUGCCGGCGUAGUAUCCAAAGUAGCCGACUCUCUGAAGUCUCUCCUGGGUGGCGAUGAAGGGAAGAUUGCACAGCAUAAGAAAGUAAAUGAGAAUAACGAUAUCAAGACCAAGAUCAAUCAAUACACCUCGGUAAAGACCAGCUUGGCAUCGCUUGAGAGACAGAGAAAUGGCAACCUAUCAACAAAAUCUCUCUCUUCGGUGGUAGAUCCUGCCACUCUUGUCCAAGGCUCCGAAUACCUUGAAAGCCACCUAGUUGCCGUACCAAAGAUUGGCAAGAAGGACUUUUUGCGAGGCUACGAGACUCUAGCCCAGUUUGUCGUGCCCAGGUCAGCACUUCAGGUAGCCCAAGAUGAUGAGUUUGUUCUCUUCACUGUCGUUACGUUUCGGAAGGCCAGUGCCGAGUUUUUGCAAAAGUGCCGCGAACAUAAGUGGAUUCCUCGCCAAUACCGAUACAUAGAGGGCGGGAAAGAGGAGGAACAGCGGGAGCUCGACCGUGUCGCGCAGGAAGAAAAGAGAGCGUGGGCCGAAGCUAUGCGCAUGGCUGUCACCGGUUGGAGUGAGUCUGUGCAAAUUUGGCUACAUAUUCUGGUCUUGCGCGUUUUCGUGGAGGCGGUCCUUCGAUAUGGCUUGCCCCUCGACUAUACCACACCGAAGGCCUCCAAAAAGGUGAAGACAACGCUCGACUCCAAUUUCUCAUACCUCGGUGGAAACGCCGUCCGAAGGGAUAAGCGAGGUAACGUGGCGGAUGACACCGCCUUGGCCUCCGAGAUGGCAGCUGCAGGGCUCGGUUCCGCUGCAAGCGAGUACACCGCCUACGUCUACUUUGAGCUUGAGGUCCCAUAA